Trachymyrmex septentrionalis is the source of this 6434-nucleotide messenger RNA. Its product is annotated as C-Maf-inducing protein-like. Lineage: Eukaryota; Metazoa; Arthropoda; Insecta; Hymenoptera; Formicidae. The coding region runs from base 991 to 4092 and encodes 1033 amino acids. The record is from RefSeq and is a predicted model, not a curated record. The transcript is spliced from 9 exons.
UUUGCCUUCCUCGCGGAUCCUAUCCCCUUCAGGGUGAACAUCUCCUCCGUAGUCCGCGGGUAGUCCUAUUGUGAAAUAGACGGGCGUGGGUCACGUUUCUCUUCCGCCGAACAGUGCACCGCGGUGGCUUUGACAUCGCCACCGGCACGCGAGGUGUUGUCGCCGAUGCCGUAGGUGGGAAUCAGUACGUCGACGUCUAUCGCGGCGUUCGGACCUCGACAAUGUGUCGCGGCGCGUUUCAACAUGCGCGCAAAAAGACGAGCGACUGAGCUCGACGUCGGGGCAAAACGUUCAUCCAAACGAAUCUCGAGGUAAUACCCCCGGGGGGAGUGGGGGGGGGGAGGGUUCGCUGAAGUGCUUGUCCCAAUUGAUCCACCCUUCUCGCAAUGGUGAUCAAUGCUGAUCCCGAGACGCUAAAAUGAUCCUCUCGCGUGCGCACCCUUCGUGUCGUCGGACGAUUUAAUCUCCAGUGAAAGGGAAAAAAAAACGCGCGUGCGGUGAAUUCGACGGUGAAAUUCGAUGUUUCAUUCUGACACGAAGCGGCAAUUAGCUCAGCUGAUAGAUAUCGGAGAAGAUACGUCGUCACGUACGACGUGGGGGAACGGGGAACUCUCUCGUUGUAGACGCGCGCGACGGGGAUUAUCGGUCCAUGAAGGCGUCAGAGAGAGAGAGAGAGAGAGAGAGAGAGAGAGAGAGAGAGAGAGAAGCAAGAAAGUUCAGGCAGAAAAGCAGAUAGCGCGUAAAUUCCUUUUAUCCGGAUAUCGCAUCGGCGAUACGUUCAUCGCGCGCGUGUUUCAUGUCGACGAGUACAAGAAGACUAGUACAAGAAGAUACGAAUUACAACAAGCACAACGUACACCUCGCUACAUAGACUAUUCAUUCGAGCGGGCGUUUUUGCCGUUCUUCAGUUUCUUGACUAGAACAUUGGAUAAGUUCGAGCAUUAGAUCUUCUAAGCGAAGACCUCCAAGAGUCCGCCUACAAAUCGCACAAUGUUUUGCUUCCAAAGUCCCUUCACGCGAUCGUCGCGUGGCGUCAUGUCCACCGCGCCGCUGUCGAAGAGCAAGUCCUCGCUGACCAAUGCGAUUCUAUCGCCCACCGGGAGAACGACGUCCAACGUGAACGAGAGCAACCGGCGCGGCUCCGAGGCGACCAGCGAGGGUUCCAACUCUUCCAUCAGGUACAUCGAUCAGGAGGCCUCGAUGUCUGGCGGUAGCAGCACGGACACGUUACCGGGUAUCCGUGCUGAUUACCUCGAGCCUGAACCCUUAUCGCCUGGAGCGGACGCUCUGACCUCGCCUAGCGGUAUAAUGGUCGUUCUGAACGGCAACGAUACCAAUGACCAACAGUUUAUGCUGCAGGAUGAGAGCCAUCAGACUGCGCGUUCUCUAUCGUCGCCGAAAAAGUUGAACAACAACGGCAGCAGCUGGCGCCGUAAGCUCAUGCUGCGUCUUCGUUCCAAUGAUUCGUCGAACUUGAACAACGGCGAGAUACGUUCCUCUUCGACGUCUCCCUCGCCCGCGAGCGAAUCGACAGCGGAGUCCUCGUCCUCGUCGAGGAAUCCUCGCGUAGACGAGGGGCAGCGAGGUCGUGGCAAUACCACGGUUGCGACGACCGUCUCGUCACCGUCGGUGCAGAUCGACGUGAUCGACGAGAGCCUUCAGGUGGCUGCCGCCUCCGUCAGCGAUAUACCGUCUCUGGAGAACGGCUUCAGCGAGCCCGAGGAUGAGAAUGACGACGAAGAGGAGGACGAAGAGGAGGCAGCCUCUCCGGAGACCGAGACCGAGGAGGGCUCGUCUUUACCGUCCAGCCCGGCAGCCGCGUCCACCGUCGGCUUGACUACUUCCGCGGCGCCUUAUUACGAGUUCCUGUCGGUGAACGGCGGUACCAUGCGACAAGAGACCACCAGCACUAGCUCGCCGCAGCUAUCGUCCGGCGCGAGUUUGCGUUCCAGCGUGGAGUCACCGCCCGCUGACACCUGCAGCUCCUACGGCGAGGACAGCAGCCCGGGCAUGGACUCGCUGAAGCCCGAGGGCCUGGACGCGUCCGGGUGCCUGCCAGCUGCAAGAUCUUGCCCGAAUCUGGAGCGGCAAAGCGCCGGUUGCUCGUCGGCCAGCGGCUCGUCGAGCGCGAGCCCGAGUCCGGGACCAGCCGGGCCUCGUUUCAAGCCUCUCGAGGAAGGCGACAUACAGGUGUGCUAUCUGAAUCACACCCGGACCCUCGUGAAGAAGAUCCUGUCCAGCAAGCUCCUCAGACGUUGGGAGACCCAUCAUCUCUAUCUCAAUGACGCUUGCUUAUCCUCCAAGACGCUCACGGGUUUCCUUCAGCAACCUAUCCCGUACAGCAGCAUGUCGGAGGUCCGGAAAUACGUUGUCGCCAGGUGGGAUCCCGCAUAUAAGAACUGCCUCAGCAUCGUCCUGCCUGACGGUUCGCUUCUUUUGCAAGCUAGCAACGCUUACACGAGGGACCAGUGGUAUCACUCGAUAUUAUGGAAGAAAAGUAUCUUCAAAUAUCAACAUCUCGUCUCGACGAGCUCUCGGGAAGAGGUGACAUUGCGCGAAUUGCGCACCAUGGUGGACUUUGCCCUGUGGACACCGCUCCAGGACGAGAGAGUGGCAGGCGCCCCGCUGGAGGCGGUCGCUAAAUUGUUGGACGAGCCCAGCAUGGAGCCUGACUUGGAUGGGAAAACAGAGGAGGCUGUUCACGAUCGCAGGAGCUGGGCGGAGGCCGUUCUCGCCGUGGUGGCUCCGCUUUUGGAAAAAGCGGCACCGCCGGCGGCGCUUGCGAGGGUACUCGCCAAACUGGCGCAACAACAUCCGCGAUCGCAACUGGUCCCGAUGCUCAGUCCGGCGAUCACGAGAUGUCUGAAGCAUACCGUUGACUUUGGCAAGUCGCCGGACAUGAGAAAGCUGUUACAGGUGUUCGUCGCCGCUUUGUACGAGAACAAUGACGGCGAGCAGGCGAUCAGGGAUUACAUCUCGUCGGUUCAUGGACCGGGUAGCGAUUGUCCACACCCGAGAGUGCUUCCCAAUCUCAUGUCCAUCUGCGUCGCGGCCAUAUUCCACAGGUUCGAAGUGUCGGGUCGCGCGUCAUCGAAUGAGGACAAGCCACCGUCGUUGCCGCCAUUGCACUGUUAUUUGCUCGUCUUGAAUAUCGCGUCGGAAUACGCUGACUGGCGUUCGGGACUUGGGGCGCUGCUGCAACCCGUCCCAUUCCCAGAAGAGGCUUUGGCCGUGAGAGAAGUUCAGGAGUCCGUACUGAUGUGCGUAAUGCAACGACUGGCGAAAGACCCGAGAUGCACAGUGCAUCGCGUCUUGCUGCCCGUCAGGGAACCGCGUCCAGGCUGGAUUCACAUCGCUGCACCAUCCAGCCCGGCUUGUCCAGAUCGUGGGGAAUUAUUCGGCGAGAUGCUGACGACUCUGCUGGCGUGCUGCUGUCGGCGGAAGAGAUUCAUCGCAUCCCUGCUGAAGCAAGCGGGCGAUGAUUGCAUUUUGCUGGCGGUGCGAGGCUGCGACGCCGCGCAGGAAGCGCUCUGCUUGAUGCUCGAGUGGCGCUUACUGCCGAACGAGGAGGCGAGACUUCAAAUAGUUAACGCGCUCGAGUCUACGGAAUCCGGAAAGGAGCGGUACGCCGCUCUCUGCCAGAGACAGAAGAAUCUCCAGGAGUUGCAACAAAAGGGCGGGCCCCGGAAAUUAACGCUCCCAGUUCGAGCGACCGACGCCGACGUUGCCCUUCUGUUAGGCGGUCGUGCUCUCGGUAAUCUCGAAUGCCUCAGUUUGGCCUUCACCUCUGUGACGUCCGCGUGCGCGGAACAAUUGAUAAAGUUACCGGCGCUGAGAUAUUUGAACCUGUGGGCUACACAAUUCGGCGACGCCGGCCUACAGAUGAUUAGCGAGCAUCUGCAGAAGCUGCAGGUGCUGAACCUCUGCGAGACGCCAGUGUCCGACAAAGGCAUCUCCACGUUGGCCUCAUUAACCAGCCUAAGGAAAUUGAAUCUUAAUAGUACGAAGCUGUCGGCUCAGACAUUUGAGUCGUUGAAGAAGCGACUACCGGCCCUGCAGGAAUUCGACGUUCGAUACACGGAGGCCUGGUGACCCUGGUUUGAAGUCACGACAUCCAGCACUUCGCCCAACGGCGGUAGUGUUCGUCGUGACUUGAGAACGAAGAAGCAACGCUGAGAUGUUUGGUCGUCCCGAAGAAAAUUCAACAGACGUCACGAGGUGACAUCCGUAUUCUCGGUGUAACCAAUUCAAGUAAAUAUCGAGCAUUGGGCGCUAUAAAUUCGUUUGUUUUGCUUCGAUUUUGCUAGUACGAGACGCUCGCUAUCAGCGUGAUCGUUGAAAACUAUGAACCUUUGUCAGUGAAGCUUUUCAGAGGAAAGGAAACAAAGUCUUCUACACUGUGCAGGAUCAGUGAAGAGGCUUUUACCGUAAUUUUAAGUAUAAUAUCUUACGUAUCUCGCUUCUUCUACUUUAAUCGGUCGAUGAUUUAUUCUUUCCAGAGGACGAUAAGUAUGCGCGAUGGAUCAACGGUUUCAAUAUUUCCGUGUGUCCAUUAAACGUAUUUUCCCAUGUCAACUGUAUUUAUUUACACGAGAUAUUAGAUCAAGAUUCUCUUCCGAAACUCGUGUCAGCUAGACGGCUUGAUUCCCGCGGCGAACAUUACUUUUAAAGUGUUCCUUCCGCAUUCGUCGUCGAAAUGGGAAACUGCACUUUUCAGGAAACAUUCCAGAAUCGCGAAUUCAGACGUCACUUUCCAGGAAAGACGUGCAUUCGUUUGAAUAAAUAAAUAUCGGCAAGCGCGACGAGCCGUCUCUCGGACAUUUGCAUAGAAUCCAUUCGAUAUACGGCAAGGUGGCACAUGUAACGAUCGCGUCGAAGAGUCGCGAUCGUUAAAGCCGGAAGACGCGAGUCAUUUGCCCGGAAAGCUGCCCAUCUGGGGAUGACGGAAAGGAGGAUUUGCAUAAACGCGAUGUACCGUGCAGCCUCAAUAUAACGCGCCUCAAUGAUGAUGAAAAAAAAAAACAAUCGUUGACGAUCGCGUGAUUUGAUCGUUGACGGUUUUUUACGCGGUUGCGAAGAUCGGUUUCGUCGAGCGUCAAUAAUUUUUGUUAAUAAUAACUCUAUCGCGACUCUUUCCUCCGUCUAUUUUUGAGAAAAAGCGAUUUCGUUUUUAUGCUGUUAGAAGCACAAUGCAAUCUUCCUCUUUUCAUCCAGACAUAAUUCCUUGUAUCUUUUACAUAUGCCUGUGUAUCAUUUCUUAACGAUAUUGCUUUUUAUCAUUCGCGCCGAUAAAGUUGAAAGUCGUUUCGAUCCGCCGCGUCACGAGAAGACACUUUGCUAAUAGAAGCGCGACGUCAGUGAAAAGAAAUAAAAUAUUUCCGGCGAGAGAAUAGCUUCGCGUAGAACGGAGACUCGUUCUCUGCCUGUAACUUGGCUUCUCAUGCAGAAAAAUUGUCGGACGCUUUGCCAAAUCAUCAUUGAAUAGAUGAUGUUGAUUACAAGAGUCUUGGCUAACCGGCGAAGAUUGGUGAUGAUGACUAUGAUUGCGACGAUCUCUCCGUGAUCUCCGACGCGAAACAAAGACUGUCCCCAAUCGUGUGUCAGCGUAUUGCUGGACUGCAGCCGCCAAUCGAUCCCUCUGCGCGAAGUGUCCUUUUCCGUCGGGGGACACUACCGACUUAUCCUUUUUUUUUUUUUUUUUUUCUUCAAGGCGUGCCCAACUGCCUUAAUCAGCGAGUUCUGAGCGACCACUGCCACAACGCGUUGCGUCAGCGAGCGUGACUUUACUCUAGCAAAAUGAAGGAACGAAGCUUCGGAGCGUCCCGUGUUCCGUCGCGAAGUCGGGAAGCCUCGCGUUCCACGCUUAAGAUCGGAGCACAGAUCUCUGCAAAACGCAUAAUGCAUUAAGCAUGAGAGAAUAAAUCAAUCAGAAUAUUUACAGUCUAUGAAAUGGAAGAUUGAUUGAUUCUCAUACGUUUUAUGCGUCACGCAAAGAUCUGUGCCGAAGGUCUUCAGACGAAGCUUCGAGAGCCGCGAGUGACUCGCAAACAUGCAUUUCGUUCCCUAGUGUAAAUAGAUAGGUAGACUGUUAAGGAUCGUCUCCCUCUCCCGUUUCUUCUUCGAUUAAUUAGAUAGAUUUUAAUAAUUUAUUCUUUAGCUAGAAUUUUCUCGUAUUUAUAUAUAUUACGAUAAUGUUACAUGUAUAUCGCACGAUCCAACUCGUACUAGCGUGAACACGCGUUUAGGGGGAUAGUCGAACCUCGAGUUUAGAGCGCCGGGGUAAGAGAGGAGAGAGAGAGGGGGAGGAGAGAGAGGGAGAGAGAGAGAGAGAGAGAGAGAGAGGAGGAGGAAGAGAGAAAGGGCGCCUCUCGAAAAGUGGCAGGAUUUGACCGUCACAAGAGUCGCGGCGACGACGAUUGACGGUUUCGCAAAAA